AUGGGCUACCAACCCAUCAAUCCGCGCCCAGAGGCGCCAGACGUCACCCCUCCGCCUCGUCGAGGCCUCUCAAAAUACGUCUUCCUCAUCGCCGUUCUUCCAGCCGUCUUUUUCAAUCUUGCCUGGAUUUCGCUUACCUGGUUGUCAAACUCCCCAAAUACCAGCUCAGACUUUUCCAAAGCCCAACAAUGCACCCUCACAAACCUGCACAACUCAAACCUCUCCUUCCUCUCCGUCCCGCCCAUCACUGCGACGGAAUUCCUCACCCGCCGUGACCGUCUAGCCCAAGCCCUCUUCGCCACAGGAAUAGAUGCCUUCGUCCUCGAGCCGGGAUACACGUUCCAGUACUACGGCAACACAUCGCAAGUAGACUGGGAGCCCUGGGAGCCUGAAGAACGGCCGUUUCUCAUGCUCAUUAUGCCCGUCCCUAGCCCUGGGUCUGGCGGUCAGAUCGUGGCUAAGACGGCCUUCUUGGCGCCCAGUUUUGAGGAGGGGAGGGUGCGGAUGUUGGGGAUUCCCUCUAGGGAAGACGAGGGAGAGUUAGAUAUUGUCACGUGGGAGGAGCAUUGGGAUCCCUAUCGGACAUUGUUGGAGUCGAGGCUUUUUGGAGCGCAGUUUGGUGGGGAAGACGGAGCCAGAAAGCCGAAGUUAAUGAUGGAUGAGGAAAUAAGGGAUUAUAUCGCCAGGGGCCUGGCGGAGACGGGAUUCGAAACGGUGGGCUUGAAUGCAGAAGUUGAGUUGGUGAGGCAGAUCAAGAGUCCGGCUGAAGUUGAGCUGCUUAGGUCGGUGAACACGGGGACUGUGGUUGCUGUGAGGGUUAUGAGGCCGUGUUUGGUUCCUGGGCUUACUGAGGAUGAGGUGCGCGAUAUACUUGAUGGGGCGCUUUUGUCAAUUGGGUUUGGGCUUUUUUUCAACAUUGUACUGUUUGAGGAGCAUGGUGCGUUGCCUCAUGGUGGGUUCGUGACUGGAGGAAAGAAGUUGGCGGAGGAGAGCAUGGUUGUUAUUGAUGUUGGGGCACACUACCUUGGUUAUUCAUCCGACAUAUGCCGCAGUUUCUUUAUCGAUCCGCCCAAGAAGAAAGGGUCUUGCAUUCAUAAGUUCUUGAAAUCGGGGUUCGAACUGUUUGGAUUAUUGCAGGACCACGAUACUCAUGAGCAGAAGCACACUGAGCUUCACACUGAGAAGCUAAAGGUAUGGGACAUUGUCCUUGAAGCCCAGACUGCUGCUGCUAAAUCCUUCAUGCCCAACAACACGGCCGCGAGUGUCGACAUUGCCGCGAGGAAGGUCAUCGAAGACGCAGGCUACGGAUACGGAUUUACACACCGCUUAGGUCAUGGAAUUGGGAUCAAAGCCCAUGAGUCCCCCUACUUGAACAAGUUCAACACCAAGGUACUCCUUCAGCCGGGUAUGACGUUCACCAAUGAGCCAGGCAUCUACUUGGAGAACCGAUUCGGCGUGAGACAUGAGGAUAUUUACCUGGUCAAGGAAGAUGGCGAGGCGGAAUUGUUGACGGGUCGCAGAGCGAUUAGUCCGUAUGAUCCAUAG
Molecule: messenger RNA, 1545 nt
Organism: Pseudomassariella vexata
Lineage: Eukaryota; Fungi; Ascomycota; Sordariomycetes; Amphisphaeriales; Pseudomassariaceae
Product: metallopeptidase family M24
Exons: 3
Coding region: 1-1545 (514 amino acids)
Source: RefSeq, a predicted model, not a curated record